GAGAGAGUGAGUGUGAGGGAGGAACUCAGAAUGAUUCAUGUUAUUCUCUAAUAUUCUGUAAAUUAUUCAUAUUAAAUCAGCAGAUAUUGAAGUGGACUGUGUGUACGGGCGUGUUCAGGCGCUUUAUUGGACAGUUUGCGGUGCAGGUCGAGCUGCAGGGCGGGUUUAGGUUGAAAUACGCUGGGUGAGGUGGUGUAGGAGAGAGGGGAGGAAUGGCGGCUCCAUUAAAACCUAUGAAAGGCAUUUUAAAGAAUAAAAGUCAGACUGAAGCGUGUGCUGAAGUCCAGCCGGAGUGCACUGAACCCGACGGACUCGCUUUAUCUGAGGACGAUCAACAGAAGAAGUCGCAGAAAUGGGACGAGAUGAACAUCCUGGCUACGUAUCACCCGGCAGAUAAAGACUACGGCCUGAUGAAGAUCGACGAGCCCAGCACGCCCUACAACCGGAUGGUCGGAGAGGAGGACGAUGAUGAAGUCCACAGCGAUUCAGAAGGGAACCCCGGCCUCACUGCGGACGAUCUCGCCCAAAAACUGGCGGUGGCCGAAGGUUCGGGUCCGCGCUGUAUGAGGGAGGAGGAGGAGGAGGAGAGCAGCGAGGAGGAGGAAGAGGAGCUCAGUCCAGAGGAUCAAGCCAAGAAGAAGCACUUUGAGAUGAUGAGGAAGAUGCACUACAACGAAGGGCUGAACAUUAAACUGGCACGGCAGCUGAUCGCCAGCGAGCUGGACGAGGAGGAGGAUGAAGACGAGGAGAUGAAGGACGACACCGAGACAGAAGAUAUAAACGUAGAUCCUCCUCAGGAUGCAGAUUCGCUGGAGUCGUAACGGAGGACGCGGUUCUUCAGGGUGACUGAAGGUCCUGGACCGCUGGAGGACUGAACGAGGAUCCGCCGCUCCAUCCCGACCCUCCCGUAUUAAACAAGCACUGCAAUGCAAAGCCACGCCCACCCGCCGGCUUCUUCCUCUGGUGCCAUCAGUGUGCUGUGUUACCGCGUCCCGCAGAAAAUCGACCCGAGCUGUAGACUCCCGGCCGAGAGGUCACGUCGUGACCGUUUCCCCCACACGCGUCUCAUCAGUUCUCACCAACCGGCGACUGGAACCGACGGCGACGUCCACGUUCUCCACGGACGCCAGUGAAUCCCUUAUAAACGUGAACGGAAAUGAAAUUGUACACGACGUUCCUCCUGACGUUCCUCAGACGUUCUCACUAAGAACCAUGAGCUUUCUCCUGGAGCCACCAAGGAUUCUGAUUGGUUAGAAAAUGAUUUGAUGUAAACUGUGUAGUAGAGCACGUUACCAGAACUCCCAAGCUCUCGGGUUCCGAUCUCGGCUCUGCUAUCAGCCGGCCAGGCCCCUACACAGACCCAUGAUUGGCUGUGUCUGUAAAGGGAGGGACAAAUGGGGUUCAUGUCGAUUGGUCGAGGUUGUCGAGACCUGUGUUGUGCACCACCAUCGAUCAGCCAGCAGAGCCCCACCAUACAAGCCUAUAAUUGUCUGUAUAGGUGCCCGGCUGGCCGAUAGCAAAGCUGAGAUUCGAACUCAUGAUGUUAACUCUGGUGAACGCCACCCGAGCGCCCAAGUCAAACAUUCGUUAGAUAUGAAUGAUGUGAGGGGUAAACUGAUCCAUUUUUCACAAACUAAAACAUAAAAGCGGUUCGUAUGUUGUUUACAGCCGUGAAAUGUAAAUUUUAGGAAUCUUUUAUUGCCCCUAUUACGCCCCAGUUCCCCCCCCAGCACUGGUUACAUCCAGCACUGCUCCACACACAGGAGCGUCGGAGGCGAUUUGACCCCCGUUAUGACAUUUUAGUCCCUCUAGAUCAGGGUUUUUCAAAGUGCAAAAUAAUAAUAAUUGAAUAAACUUGUACAUUAACGCCCCCUUGUGGAGGCUUUAUGUUACAGCUUGUAAACCACAGUUAGACCAGAUUUGUAAAACCCUGAUCUAGAUAGAUAAAAAAUCUGAAUUUAUUAUUAAUGUAAACGUGAACAUGAAUUUAUUGUAGAAGUUUGAAGACUCCAGGGAGGGCGUGGUAACCACACGUCUGAUGGUCUGAGGUUGAGGUAGGAGGAACGUCGUGUGCAGUGCGGUUCUGUUCUAAUUCUAAGUCUUUAUCUUUGGUUGGUUGGUUGAGCUCUACUGUACACGUGGCGUCGUGAGCGAUCAUUAAAUCUGUGCUUUAAUCAUCAUCGGCUAAACGGCGGCGCUUUUCUAAUUUAUUAUCAAACUAAACUGUAUGAACUACUGAGUCCAGAUUUCAGGAUCGUCCAGGAUCGGAUCGACUGUCGAUUCUUCUAGGAACGUUCUGGAGGAUUCCUUGAAGGACGAUUUUUUCUAAGUUAAGGGGCUGUACUGAGCAGUUUGCUUAAUUGGUGCACUGUGAGUGGUUUAGUUCCACACCACGUAGCAGACACGAUGCAAUUCGGGACGCAGCCUGAAAAUCCCUUGUAAACGGUAAAAAUAAAGUGUGAAGUGUGUCUCUGGACAGGUAAAUAGAACUGAAGCAAACAGUAAGCCUAUUUCCCAAACGUUCACUUUUAAGACAUUUAAGAUGUAAAUAAAACUUCAGUCCCGAUCAAACCCUAAAUAUUAUCUGCUUCAGUUUUCUUCUGGUUCAAGUAAUUCACACCUGAUUUUAUUCAUUAUGAUCCCCUACAUUCAUUCAGUGUCUGUUUUACCACCGCUUUAUCCUGGUCAGGGUCGCGGUGGGUCUGAGUUAUAGCGGCGAGAGGCAGGAAACACUCCGGACAGGUUGCCAGUUCAUUCGAUUUUCAUUUUCCCUUCAUGCACUACAGUCUUAAGCAGGCGUGUGUUUUGAUUUUAUGGGUGCAGAUUUUGCCAUUUUUUUCUGUACAGAGCCGCAUUACAAUAAACACGCCGACGAGUUUCAGAUCAUCAAGGUUUCGUGUUCAAUAUGAACAUCGUGAGCAGAAGCAGCUCGACGUUCAGAAUGACGUUCGAGUCUCGGCUCUGCUAUCGGCCGGCCGGGCGCCUACACAGACAUGAUUGUCUGUGUUUGAUGUUGGGAGGGCUGAAAGUAUCCUCGUUACUGCUGCAGUGGCGGCCUCUGCUGGCUGGUCGGGGCGCUGCACAGAGACGGUGAAUAAUGGAGAGCAGUGCGUGACUCUCUGUACUGUCUGAACACAUCGUGCAGUAGAGGAGAUGCAACGGGAAUUGGAUAUGACUAGAUUGGUAAUACAGUAUAAUAAUGUGGUUUCUAUUGGCUGGUUAAACUCUGGGCACAGAGCAGUGGGCGCUCAGAACUUAAAAUGCUGGACCAGUAAUCGGAAGGUUGCUGGUUCAAGUCCCCCCACCUAGUUGCCACUGUUGGACCCUUAACCUUCAAUUGCUUCUAUAGAACUUAGAAUAAAGCUUCUGCCAAAUGGUGUAAAUGUAACUCAAUAUAAUCUUCAUCUCCCAAGUUCUCCAGUUCCCAAUUGUGAAUCCUUCACUGCGUGCUUAAGUACUAAUCUGAUUAAGGAGAUCCGGAUCACCACACGCUCCCGUCUGACAUGCAUGCAAUCUGCUGACCAUUCUUAUCACCUACCAGUGUUGGGUCCCCACACAGAGAGCCGUAUUGCGUACGGAGAGCCACGCUAAGCUCCACUCGUGCGGUCAUCCAGAUUAGUCCCAGAGAUUCGCCUGAUUGUGUUAGUCUGGUUCCCGCCAGGUCGGUGGCUCUGCUAAUAUUCGAACUCUGCUGCCCCACCCAAAAAAUACAUUUAUUUAAUGAUGAUGUACAGUGACACUCGUCAGAACAUGUAGUUUUUAUUUAUGAUGCUAAAUCGUUGCUAUAAACACCAGUCAGCUCAUCAGCUUCCUUUGCUUCUGGCUGCACUGCUCAACUAAACCUUAAUGCACAAAUGAUUAUAAACUGUGGUAAACAACACACAUCGUAAACCUGUGUUUUUUCUUGCCUGAACGUUUAGGUUUGUUCACUCGUCUCUUGACUGUAGCAGCACUUUUGUUUACAUGAUUAAUUUUUUGGUGUGUGAUAUUUUGCCGUCGGCUCGUCUUGUCCGUAACCUCCGCUCAUCCAGCGGGCUCUGACACUGAGCAAUCUAAUAAAGAACAUCAGAGUAAUAAUAAAUAAUCAAUAUCAGACGGUGGUGGGACUGAAAUCGUCCGGGUUUGAAGUGUGGUGGUGGUUGGGAGGGUUCUGGGUGUGUGCAGAAGGGCUGGAUGAAGAAUCCUCUGUAUGUUUGUGUACGUUUGUAAAUCUUUAUAUGUGUGGGAUUAUUUUCUCAUGCCGUCUCGUUGCCUUUCUCUUUCUCUUUUUGCUUUUUUUUUUUUAGACUCUGGCACCUUUAAUAACAUCUUCACUUUUUUUUUUAAUGUUUGCAUGUUCUCCACCUUGGGAUAUGUAAAUUCAUCAUUAUUAAAGUAUGAUUUGAAGA
Molecule: messenger RNA, 4388 nt
Organism: Trichomycterus rosablanca
Lineage: Eukaryota; Metazoa; Chordata; Actinopteri; Siluriformes; Trichomycteridae
Gene: ppp1r2
Product: protein phosphatase 1, regulatory (inhibitor) subunit 2
Exons: 6
Coding region: 213-821 (202 amino acids)
Biological process (GO): regulation of signal transduction
Molecular function (GO): protein phosphatase inhibitor activity
Source: RefSeq, a predicted model, not a curated record